Alexandromys fortis (reed vole) is the source of this 1280-nucleotide messenger RNA. It is a transcript of the gene Alad, whose product is annotated as aminolevulinate dehydratase. The transcript has 12 exons. Gene Ontology annotation, molecular function: porphobilinogen synthase activity; zinc ion binding. Gene Ontology annotation, cellular component: cytosol. Gene Ontology annotation, biological process: heme biosynthetic process. The record is from RefSeq and is a predicted model, not a curated record. NCBI's taxonomy places the organism in Eukaryota, Metazoa, Chordata, Mammalia, Rodentia, Cricetidae. Bases 214 to 1206 code for a protein of 330 amino acids.
GAGCGUAGGCUGCACGCCCGUGGGGGCGGGCAGAAGGAGAGCCGCUUCCGGGUGAGUCGCCCCGCCCCUACGUGGACUUGCUCUCUUAGAGCGGGAGAGGCGGGAGUCAGGAGCGGAGCUGCGGCGGGGGAGCAGUGUCCGUGAACUGAGUGGACAGCGGACACUCGGAGCCUAGAGUCCAUCUAGCAGGCUACCCUGUACCCCGCCCACACCAUGCAUCACCAGUCCAUACUGCACAGCGGCUACUUCCACCCACUGCUGCGGACCUGGCAGGCCUCUGCCUCCACCAUCAGUGCCUCCAACCUCAUCUAUCCCAUCUUUGUCACGGAUGUUCCUGAUGAUGUCCAGCCUAUUGCCAGCCUCCCAGGAGUGGCCAGGUACGGCGUGAACCAGCUAGAGGACAUGCUGAGACCCCUGGUGGAAGCAGGCUUGCGCGCUGUCCUGAUCUUUGGUGUCCCCAGCAGAGUUCCCAAGGACGAACAGGGCUCUGCAGCUGACUCUGAGGACUCCCCAGCUGUUGAAGCCGUCCGCUUGUUGAGGAAGACCUUCCCUGACCUCCUAGUGGCCUGUGAUGUUUGCCUGUGCCCCUACACCUCCCAUGGUCACUGUGGCCUCCUGAGUGAGAAAGGAGCAUUCCUAGCUGAGGAAAGCCGACAGCGGUUGGCAGAGGUGGCACUGGCCUAUGCCAAAGCAGGAUGUCAGGUUGUAGCUCCAUCAGACAUGAUGGACGGACGUGUCGAAGCCAUCAAGACUGCCCUGCUAAAACACGGUCUUGGCAACAGGGUCUCUGUGAUGAGCUAUAGUGCCAAAUUUGCCUCCUGUUUCUAUGGCCCUUUCCGGGAUGCAGCUCAGUCGAGCCCAGCUUUUGGGGACCGCCGCUGUUAUCAGCUGCCUCCUGGAGCCCGUGGCCUGGCCCUCCGUGCAGUUGCCCGGGACAUUCGGGAAGGAGCUGACAUGCUCAUGGUGAAGCCAGGAUUGCCCUACCUGGAUGUGGUGCGGGAGGUGAAGGACAAGCACCCCGAGCUCCCCCUCGCGGUAUACCAGGUGUCAGGAGAGUUUGCCAUGUUGUGGCACGGAGCCCAGGCUGGGGCCUUUGAUCUCAGGACUGCUGUACUGGAGGCUGUGACUGCCUUCCGCAGAGCUGGUGCCGACAUUAUCAUCACCUACUUUACACCCCAGUUGCUGAAGUGGCUAAAGGAAGAGUGAUGGAGAGUAUAGGAUUUGAUGUUGACAAAGCUCCUUGGGCCUUGAGUGAAGCCAAAGUAAAUGCUGGAACUGUG